Struthio camelus australis is the source of this 5001-nucleotide messenger RNA. The record is from RefSeq and is a predicted model, not a curated record. Lineage: Eukaryota; Metazoa; Chordata; Aves; Struthioniformes; Struthionidae.
UAUUUUUGUUUUGUUUUAUAGGAACCUCCAAAAAUUAAGUCUCUUUGGGGAUAUAAGCAUUCUGCAGCAACAUGGAAGUAUAUCAAAUACAUACCUCGGCAAGGUUGACCCUGAUGGCAAAAAAGUUAAGCAAAUACAACAGCUGUUUGAAGAGAUAUUAGGCAAUAGCAGGCAAUUGAAAUGGCUAUCUUGUGGGUUUAUGCUACAAAUAGUAACUCCCACAUCAUUGUCCUCCUUAUCAAACCCCAUAGCCAACACCAUGGAACAUCUGAGCUUAUUGGACAACCACAUCCCUGGUAAUACCACUCUUAUCACUGCGGUUGAAUUGGAGCGCUUUGUGAAUCUGCGUUCGCUUGCUUUGGAUUUCUGUGAUUUUACAGCUGAAAUGGCAAGAGUCCUGGCUGAUAGCAACCAUGUGCCUUUGCAUCGACUGUCUCUUCUGGUCCACAGUGUUUCCAUAAUGCACAAGUCCUUGGACAGUAUGCCAGAAGAUGAGAACUGGAAGGCGUUGACACGCAACAGCACUAAUCUUCGGGUCUAUAUAAUGGCUUUUGAUGUCAAGAGUGAUGAUAUGUUAAGGAUUCUUAAGCCCGGUAUCCCCCUAGAGAGGAUUCACUUUGACAGCUACAUCACUUGUGUUUCAGGGGCUGUUGUUGAUCUCAUAUCCAGGCAGUACGACAAGUUCCUCACUCACUUUAUAUUAAUGAAUGAUGUGAUAGAUAUGUCUGGCUUCCCAGAUCUUAGUGACAACCGGAAUGAAGAUCCACUUGUCUUAUUAGCCUGGAGGUGCACAAGACUCUCUCUUCUAGCUGUUCAUGGUUACACGGUUUGGGCUCAUAAUCUUAUUGCAAUUGCUCGUCUUCGUGGCUCUGAUCUGAAAGUUCUUGAAGUCACAGAAGAAAGCAUUGAUUUUGACCAAGGAGAACUGGCUGAUCAGGAUGUGGAUCCAGUACAUAAUCUCAUUGAGCAAGUGUCCCUUGGAUUGGGUCGACCUUGGCAUGCAGUCAUGGACAUAGAAUUGCUCAGUGUCUUCACUGAGCCAACCCGUCAUUUUUAUAGAGAGAUGCAAAGCUUCAGUGAAGGCAUUUAACUCUUUAUUUACAAUUCCUGUGGUUACAUAUGCAAGUAGGGUCCUAUUAUGUUUUUUCAGUAGCGUGAAUUAACCCCUUUUGUGCUGUGUUUAAUCAGUAUUAGCUAUAUAGAAUUAUAUAUGUGUAUUCUACUUCUUGAUCAAAGAACGUAGUCGGGUAUUGGUUUAGAAGCUGAAAGUGGCAGUGUUUAGGGUUUUCACGGUUAAUGGACUUGUCUACCAAACCUUAUAGAUAUACAGCCAAAGGCUGUCUGAGGUUGCCGGCUAACUUUAUUUUUAUUGAGUAACUGCAUUUUGAAUGAUUUUACAAUUAUCUCGCAGUUCUGUGCUCAGGAGCCAACUCUUUUUAAUAUCCAUAGCCCAGUGGAUUUGUAUGCAGUCUUUGUUUGCUUUAUCUGGUAGCAUGCUACUUAAUAGGCUUAACAGGAAGAGAAGACUAUCCAGGGCUGUUCAUUGUUAAGACUUUCACUUUGCUUUAUUUCACAUGCAGAUUCUGAAGCGUGACUUCCUACCGUUCUCAGUGUUUCUUAGCUGUUAAGCAGUGGUGUGAAACACUAGCUUUUCAGAUAUCUGCACUUGCAGAUUGGCUCCAUAAACUGUAGUCUCUCUGAAUUUUUUUUUAUUUUUUUAUUUUUUUUUGGUAAACGCAGCUCUUGUUAUUCUCAGGUUCUGUCAUCUUCCUUAAAAGUUAGCUUUGGGCCCAGGUUUAACAGAAUAAACAAGAAUAUGCACUCCGAUGAGGUAAAAACAUAACAGUGAAGAUUUCAAUAUAAAGGUAUACACCUGCAAACAAACAUUAGUCGUGAAAUCCCUAGCAACCAAGUCACUGGAUUUUCUCUGUCAGCGCCUGUGUCAGCUGCCAAAGAAUAGAUUAAAAACGAAGAAGUGCCCACAUGCUGGCAGGGGCAGGCCAGCUUUUGGCCAGCCAGAUACUGCUAGAUUGUAAUAUAUAAGGUCGAAUUUCGACCUGUGGUACACAGCUGUGCUGUGGCUCAGUCAGCAACCUCAGAACUCUUAAACAAACAUGCACCUGUUUCACUGUGAAUAGUGAAUGUAAAGGAAGGAAAGGAAGCAAAUACGAAGCUUGUUCUAUCACAGGUAUGAGCUGCUAUGAUGCAUGAAGAACAUUCCAUGAAGUAUGUUUUAAAAUCUUGUUAUAUCUGAGAGGCUUUAAAAGCCGAUUUAACUGUUUCAGGGCAACCGCGGUACAGACGUGGUCUCUGUGAGACUUCCACCUGACCCCAGUUUUAAGUGGUACGAAUGUUGUGCAUUUAAUGUUUAAAGGACAGUCUGCAAUAAUAAAGUAAGUGGCCAACGUGGGUGCCCAGCAGUGCUGAGACCUGGCUGCUAUAUUGUAAGCUUUGGAAAACACAAUUUAUGCAACAGAUGUCCAGAUAUGAUUCUAUUUAUGGAAAAGUUUAUAUGUGUUUUACAAAUGGUUUUACCAUCUUAUAUUAAAAUGACCUUUUGACAGGUGUGCGCUGUUUUGUCUCCAGUGAGCACAUACCAUGCGGAUUUUAUAUGUACAUCAGUAGAGUGAAUCCACUGGCACAGUGUGUGUAUAUGCCAGAUGUGGUGAGAUUUUAUCUUAUAAAUGUGAUCAGAUUAAAAAAAAAAAAAACUCCUGACAGAAAAUGUAAGGAAACCAGCUGAAUGUUUGAAUUGAUGACUGAUGUUGUAUGGUUUAUGUUAAAUGUAUAUUCUUUUAAUCAAUGAAUAAAGCAUUAAAAAUUGAUCACUGUAUAAAAUAUUUUAUUGUAUCAGCAUGAGGAUUUUUAGAAUUAAAUCGCAACAACCAUUCAUAAGCUAUGUAUAACUGGUAGCUCCCGUUGUGCUUAGGUCAACAAAACUUAGAGUCUAAAAUAAGUCAUACGGUAAAAUUUUCUUAUUUGGCUGAUACUUUGUCAACAUUUUUGAGGUGGGGGGAGGAAGGGGAAGGAUGCUUUACUACAGAUCAGAUGAUCAGACCGGUUAGUGCAAACAGUGUAUCAUGAUAUGACUUAUUAGACUAAUACAGUAAACUGUGGAUUGUAGAACAUAAAAGACUAUUCUCCUGCAUCCAUUGCAAUUGCUUAAAUCAAACUCUGAUGUGCUCUAGAAAAAUGUGUAGUACUCUUUUUGGUGUCCCACUAUUAAAUAGAUUAUGAAUACCCACAAUGCUUCAGUUUGACAUUUUAUCUGUACUCAGAGUACGUAACUGUGUAUUCUGAAUGAAAACUGCAAAUGUCUGAUAAGCUGUUGAAGAGCUGCCGUGCCCUGCAGUGGCUGACUGUGCUGUGAGAAUUGUCGGAGUGGCUGUUCUGUGUGUGCGUGCCAAGCACAGAUUUAGCUUGGGCUUCUGAACGUCAUUUUACGGUAGUCCUAGCCACUACAAGAAUUGCAUUGCUUGGUGUUUGAGGAAUCUCCUCUAUCUUGUAGAUUGGGUGAGCAAGAUCAUUUCACAGCUUACACUGAGAGGAAAAAUAGCUUUUGGUGUAGGUAGUGAAGAUAAGGGUGAUAGUUUUUCACAUUUCAGUGAAGGAAAACAAUGGGACUUGGCCACAGUGCCUUUCAGGGCUUAGACUCUAGAUAGUCAUGUCAUAGUGGUAAACGUGGGUAGGCUUAUGUAGCAGUUAAAUCUGGUAGGGAUGGUUCAAAAUCAUCUGGAUUAGGAUGGUGGUCUUAAAAUGAUCAAGAUUUCUGGCUGCUUCUGUGGAACUUCCUGAAGAAAAUGCUAUUGCAUAAUACUAUGGUUCUAUGGAUAGCUGCCUUAUCUAACUUGGGAAGUAACUUAUUUACCUUUCUGUGAUAUGAAUGUGUUCUCUUUCUUUAGUCUAAUGUAUUUUCUGCUUUGUUUUUAAUUAGCCUCUUAAUUGCAAAGGUAAGACAAGGAGUAAGAGAGGCAGGCUACUUGGCUUAUGGUAGAGAGAUGUGCAGUCCUUUCAAUUAUUGCAGUUAUAGCCACCAUAUUUAAAAUGUUCUAUUAGAUCAAUGGAUGUUCAUUAUUAGUACUCCAUAGCUGAUUUUCUAUACAUUUGAAGUCUGACAACUGGAUAUGGCUUGUAUGUCGCAUGUGAAUUCAGUGUAAAUACAUGCAAACUACUAUAAUAGCCUCUGUUUCUGAUGUGUGGUGAGUCUAUUCAGUGAGUUGUGAGAGCGUGGUGAAACCUGUAGCUUGAGUAGUGUAAGAGGAAUACACCUCUGAAUGAUUUUAUUAGCAAUAUGUAUAAGUUGUUGUCUAUAUUUCUAGCAAUGAUCUGAGCUAAGAGUAUCAGGAUGAAGAGAUUCAAACUGAAAUAAUUUGAAAUCAAGAGCUAGGGAACCAAGACACACAAUGUGGAAAACGCAUUUGGAGUGAGGUGUUACAAGCUGUGUGGAUUUGCCUUGUGGUUGUAUAAUCCCAAAUGGGAUUUUUUUUUUCCCCCCCCUUAAAUGGACACCGAUGUCAAGUUAGUCCUGCUGUCUGCCAGGUUUAGUAGUAGUAUUCAGGAACUUGGAACACAAGCCAUCAAGUGUUAAAGCUGGAAUGCUUUUUUUUGGAGGUGGGGGAUGUUUUCCCCACAUGCCCACUUGUCUGACCCUCCUCAGUUAGGCAUAUCUAAGUUCAAUUUAUGGGUUACUAUGUCUUAUUUCCCCUGGCAUAAAUCUGAACUUUUUUUAAACUGCUGGUUUGCAAAUAAAACUUUCAGGUAUUAUUGGAAAAAUACGCUGGAAUUCUUCCUUUGCCUCUGUGGGAUGAUCUAAUCCUUACCUGUCCUGCAUCAUCUUGGUGCAGCUAACAUUUAUUUUGCCCAGAGCUUCAUAUAUCGUUGUGGACACAGAGAGUUUUGGUGGAGGAAGGAAGAAUUUGUUUUGAAGGCAAUUAACUUACUUAUGAGCUGGAACAAAUAUUUAGCCUACACGUUUAGCCUACAAAUACUGCAUUUGUUCAG